CAUGAUCUGUGCUCUUCUGUUUUGAUGUACUGUGGUUUUUUCUGAUAUCAGUAAAAAUUUAUAAUUAUUUUUAGCUUAUUCGAAUAGAAAUUAUAACAAUGAAUACACUUUGUACAUUGUACUCUCACAGAGUAAUUAGUUUUCUACCAAAAUUAGAUAUAAUGUCAUUAAAUUCCCAGAAAAUAUCUACAACAUGCACCUCACACUUGAAACAAAUUAUUACCGAGGAAAAAGGAAAUUCUAUAGUAAUUAGUGGAAAAAUCAUUGAUUCCGAAAGAAAGCCGUUUCAUCUUAAAUGCGAAAACGGUGUCUGCCCAUUAUGUGCAACUGGAUUGAAUGUCAAACAUACAGAUGUGUUAAUAUUGAGUCAGUUUGUAAGAUCGGAUGGUUGUAUGUUGCCACGUAGAGUAACUGGUCUAUGUACAAAGCAGCAGAGAAGAGUUUCAUCUUUGGUUACCAUGGCUCAUAAAGCGGGUUUGAUGCCAAAUCUAAAUCCGGACAAAAGCAAAAAAGACCCACAACAGCGUUUUGAAUGGAAGAAAUUCAAUAAAUAUUUUGAUGAAACAACAAUAAAAACUUAAAUGUAUAUAUUUUGUAAUAGAUUAUAGAUAAAUUAUUGACAGUUA
Messenger RNA from Coccinella septempunctata (seven-spotted ladybird), 626 nucleotides. RefSeq names its product 28S ribosomal protein S18a, mitochondrial (gene mRpS18A). The coding region runs from base 99 to 581 and encodes 160 amino acids. Gene Ontology annotation, biological process: mitochondrial translation. The record is from RefSeq and is a predicted model, not a curated record. Gene Ontology annotation, molecular function: structural constituent of ribosome; small ribosomal subunit rRNA binding. The transcript is spliced from 3 exons. NCBI's taxonomy places the organism in Eukaryota, Metazoa, Arthropoda, Insecta, Coleoptera, Coccinellidae. Gene Ontology annotation, cellular component: mitochondrial small ribosomal subunit; ribosome.